Messenger RNA from Monosiga brevicollis MX1, 4278 nucleotides. RefSeq lists its product as uncharacterized. The annotation marks the transcript as partial. The record is from RefSeq and is a predicted model, not a curated record. The transcript has 17 exons. NCBI's taxonomy places the organism in Eukaryota, Choanoflagellata, Craspedida, Salpingoecidae. Gene Ontology annotation, biological process: signal transduction.
AUGAGUGCGCGGCGUGCAAGCCGUACAAGUGACAAGACCAAUGAUGUUCGGCUGACCGUCAACAAUUUGGUCUGGUGCAAGCUGAAAAAGAUUCCACAUUGGCCCUGCAUUGUGACCAGCGACAAAGAAGGGCCGCAGCGCUUUGAAGUGACGUUUUUAAAUGACAAGGGGGCCAUCGAGGAUGUGCGGGUCAAGGAUCUCUUUUACUGGAUGGAUGAACGACGCGAGGCCUGGGAGAAAGCUGGCCGGCAAAAGCACACUAUGCCCAAUUUUCCCGGUGCUGUUGAGGAGGCUCAGAAACACUUGAAGCAAUAUCCCAAGAUUGCGCUGGACUACUAUCUAGGCGCGGACAAGGGAUCGCCCCCUCAGUCAAAGGCCAAGAAGCCUGCACGCCGCUCUUCUACACAGGAUCCAGCACCCAUGCGACGCAGUCGCUCCACGCCUCGAUCUGGUUCGGGCUCGGCACAGACCAACGAAACAGAGCCACGCCGCCAGUCACAUUCUCGCUCAGGUAGCUCGCCGGCUUCUGAAGCCGUCAAGGACAAGAACAGCCAUCAAAGAGGGCAGACAUCAACCCCUGCUCUGGAUCGCAAGCACAGCAGCAGUCGGGCGACGUCAGCCGGCUCCGGAUUGCGCCGGCGAUCGUCAACCCGACUGCAAGACAGAAACGGCAACAGCGACAGUGACAGUGAUAGUGACGGUGACCUACCUGACGUUUUGACAACGGCUAGCAACUCCAAAGGAUUUCCCAAGGGCAGCAUCGUCUGGGCCAGCUUGAACGGCCGCACCAACUUCUGGCCUGCCAAGGUGAAGGAGGACAGCACAUCAAACCGGGCGAUGGUCCGCUUCUACAACUAUAAAAAGGGUACACAGGCUGCUACGUUCCUCAUAGACUGCAAGAGCGAGAAAAUUCGCAAAGCCAUCGAAUUGGCAACAGUGGCUCUUCGAGCCCGGCAGCGGCGAGAAAAAGCCGAGGAUGACAUGGAUCGACUUUUGAAUCGAAAAGGGGAUGUUUUGAGCAGCUCGUCUGAGGCAUCCGAGUCAGAGGCCACUAGCAUGCCCCCCCAAAAGCGAUCGAAGCGCCCAAGCACCACAGCACCCCAUCAACAAGAUGGCCGGCGAGCACACCGUGUGCGAGCCCGCUCCCGGGUGGUGGAGACGGAUACCCAGGUGGCCACUGUGAGCGCCGUCAUCAAGCGUCAUGUCAGAGGCAAGAAGCUGGAGCAAAGCCUGGCCCAGCACAUGAGCUAUGGCCCUCUUGCCACGGGCUAUAAGAAUGUCGACGAGUUGCCACACAGGCGCCGCAUCUUUUGUGACCUCGUUUGUCUUCCCGAGGCCAUCAUCCAAGCCGCUGCGCUGCAUGACAACGUGCCUUUGAGUGAGGAACGACCGGCUGCCAUGGCACAGGUGGACGAACCGCCCAAGCGCUAUCACAUUUUCAUCAGCUACCGGGUGCAGGCAUUGGCGGAGCUGGCCGAACGGCUGUGCGACAAGCUGCAGCAACUGGACAUUGACAACGAGCAUGGCUUGCGUAUCCGAUGCUUUUUGGACAAGCAAAAUCUGAAUCAUGGCGCCAGUUGGCGGCAACAAUGCACCGACGCCGUGCGCGAAUCCUGCCUCUUUGUCCCGCUAUACAGCGAGGCCACGCUGGCCAAGUACUUGGACACGGAGGAGGAUCAGUCAGAUGAUACCUUUCUGUACGAGCAAGCCUUGGCGCUCGAGCUUCGUCGCCAGGGCGAGAUUGUCUUCAUGCCUCUGAUGGUCGGCACGGUGGAUGAUCAAGAGCGCUAUACCAAGUUUUCGGGAUUUGGGCGCCGCUUCAGUUCGGCCCUCGGCCCCAGUCUAGAGAGUGGCCAGACCCUGCCCAUUAAAACGCUGUUCAAGCAAGCCUUUCAGGCUCAAGGCAUCUUUGUCAACCCGCUGGAGCUGGGCGAGAAGGUGGUGCAGUUGGCAGACGAUCUCUCCCGCCGGGUCUGGCCCAAGUUUCGUAACCGAUGGCACGACCCUGCCGUGCUGCAACCCGAGGCCCCAGUCAAAUGCGUUCAAUGCGAGGAACUGUAUAUGCCGUCGCAAAAUACCCGGGGCUCUUGCCGAUACCACCAAUACCCAGACUGGGGCAGUGUUCGUGCCUGCUGUGGCUCGACCACCGACCCUUGGCGAAAAAAGUCCCAGCUCGGCUGUCAGGUGGGCCCCCACCAGUCGCGGCACCACAACGAAUAUCCCUAUGAGAGCAAGGUUAUUCUGAGCCAAGCUUUCUGGAAUGAUGUGGGCAACCGCAAACGCAUGCUCGUCUUGGAAAGCAGCGACUAUGAAACGCCUGCUUUGAGUGUCCAUGCCAAGCUGGCGUCGGCCACCACUCAAACCCGCAUGACGGCCUUCAAGGGCCACUUGUGCCUCUGGCUCGGUUAUGCACUGCGUGACUACGUGGCCUUUAUCGGGCCUCCUGAGCUGAAUCAUGCCGAGCAGACGUUGUCCAAUGAUAGUGGCAACACCCUCAUUCAUCGCUUUGAGCGUGAGAACGGCGCCUAUGCAGAGGCCCACUGGGUCAUGGAGGAAGGUCGCGUGGUUGGCAUGCGCCUGGUGGCCAAAUCAGCAACGUGCGAGGAAUCAUCAGGCAUUGUCCUCUUCGACUGGGAUGGUAAAGACGAGAUUAAGGUGCGGGAGAUCAAGGAUGUCAAGGAUGGGCAACUUGCCGAGUAUGAUCCCAUCGACGAUGUUCCUUUGAGUUGCCAGCCCGAGGCACUGUUGUCGGGUGGUUUUUGGCGGCAGAUGCUACCAGGACCGGGCCGCGGGGAUUUGCAACCCGGGCUUAGUCCCUGUCUCACGCUCAUGACGAGCGGGGAGAUGGAGGCCAACCCUGUCAAUAUUAUUAAUGCUGACGUGGAGUGCUUCAACUGGACGGUGAGCGUGAUUAACAAGAGCAGCGAAGACAACAUUUUGCUCAGCGUCAAGACGGAAUUCGCUGUGCCCGGUGGCGAAAUGCAAGCAUGUCAGUUGCAAGGCGAUAUUCUGACAGCGCUGCCCAUCAACUUGGGUAGCCGUCAGGCCACACGCGUGACAUGUCGACUGAUCGUGCCCGUUCCCGUGCAGCGCGGCUCUGCCAUGUGGAAUCGAUCGGGGCUGGCUCGGCUACACCCUGUGCUCUUCAAGCUGGCCGUGACGGACAUGCACGGCGAGACGGCAACGUUGCUGCACGAAUUUCGAAACCAGGUGGCCUGUCUACCCGAGCCCCGCGAGAACAGCAACGAACUCCUGCGGCUCCCUAUCGACUCGGGUAGCUGCCUGGAUCGGUCCUUCCUGACCAUGUCGGUGGAGGGUGAGGACAAACUCUGCAUCCACGGGCUAUCCUCGCGCCUGGAGAUGACUCGGGAAGUUCAGCGUUGCCUGGUGUACAAAGCCAUCCGUGACAAGACUGAUUACUUCAACAUCGACAUGAAACUUCACGCGGAUGUGCCACAUCAACUGGGUAUCUGGGUCGAUCGGUCGCUGCGUCGCUGCGUUGCUCUAACGCUUGAGCUCCAGGGCGAGCUGGCCACCGUGCGGGCGAUUGUUCCGAUGCCGUUUAUGGCACGAAGCGUGCACGAAGCGCUAGACCCUGCUGCUCCAGUAUCAAAGGCGUCCCGCCAGCUAACUUCCCUCACUCUACAGCAGAGUUUUGCCGACUGGGCGGUCCGCCCCGGUGCAGACGAGCCCGAGUGGUUUAGCGUGGAAAAGGUUCUACAACAUCAGCCAUUUGUAGCUCCUGACUGGCAGGCGUACCUGCCCCUUGCGCAGCGUGUGGGCUUGACUGAGUCCCAAAACGACGCCCCAGUGGGACGGGAGCGCACCGAGACCAUGCCAAACUUGACCGCGUCGAAAGCCUCCUCCUACGCCAGGCGCACCAAUGAGCAUUAUCACGGGACAGGGAAGCAGCAGCAGGGACAUGCUGACAAUUCAUCCAGAAAACCACCGAUUUUCAAUAUUCGAGGUGUAUUUGUUAGAUAUCCACAUUGCAAUCUUAUCGUAAUCACCCUGAUGGAAGAAGUAGAAAAUCAGGCAGAUCAUGCAGCAAGGCCUGAACCACUAAAGGUUAACCUCAAGCUUCAUCCCCCAAAGGUACAUGAAGCGAAUCAUGGAGAAGAUGAAGAUGAAGACAGAGAGAGAGAAAGGAUACAAAGUAUCACGCGGUCUCUCUCUCUCUCAGUUUUCUCUCUCUCUUCGUUCUCUCUCUCUCUCUUGGCUGACACGCGCUCGCUCGGACGGAACUUGGUCGACGGAGCCGACAGCUUUGACGAGACG